Molecule: messenger RNA, 1758 nt
Organism: Abrus precatorius (Indian licorice)
Lineage: Eukaryota; Viridiplantae; Streptophyta; Magnoliopsida; Fabales; Fabaceae
Product: transcription factor VIP1-like
Exons: 4
Coding region: 24-1259 (411 amino acids)
Biological process (GO): regulation of DNA-templated transcription
Cellular component (GO): nucleus
Molecular function (GO): DNA-binding transcription factor activity
Source: RefSeq, a predicted model, not a curated record
UCAAACAUCUAAUCUAAACACUAAUGAUACUCUUAAAGACCACUCGCCAAAGACACUUCCCUCAACUUUUGGUAAAUAAAGUCAAAUUGCUUGUCUCUUCCAAUUGUUUCUCCCUACUAAACUCACAAAAACGCACCACAACAACCUCAACAACCACCCUCUCUUCUCUCACAACACCACCACCACCACCACCAACGCAAAAUAAAAAUAAAAUAAAAGAAAAACAAGAUUUGUUUUUUUUUUUUUCGAUGGACCCCAAGUUCAUCGGAAAACCGCCGGCGACGGUGGACAUAGAGCGCAUGCCGGAGCGUGGGUCCCACCACCGGCGUUCUCACUCCGACACCUCUUUCCGUUUCGCCGCCAACUUCGACGACCUUCUCCUCUUCGACCCUUCCGACCUUGACAUCUCCAACCUUCCUUCGCCACUCCCCCUUCCUUCUCCGGCUGCUGCCGGCGUCGUUCCGAUGGCCGUCGAUUCUGAUGAGUCCGGCGGGCGGCCCAGGCCUGCCGGUAACUCUGCCGGCGGCCACCUCCGGAGCUUGUCCGUGGAUUCUGACUUCUUUGACGGCCUCGGAUUCUCCGCCAGCGGUGAGGAGAAAGUCGCCGGAAAGAGUGCCGGCGAGCGAAGGGUGGGGCAUCACCGGCACAGUAAUUCAAUGGACGGGUCCUCGACGACGUCGUUCGAGGCUGACUCGUCGAUGGUGAUGAUAGACGGUGUGAAGAAAGCCAUGGCUCCUGAUAAACUCGCUGAGCUUGCUCUUAUUGAUCCCAAGAGAGCAAAGAGGAUUCUUGCUAAUAGGCAAUCUGCUGCUCGAUCGAAGGAGAGGAAGAUUCGAUACACAAGUGAGUUGGAGAGGAAGGUGCAGACGCUUCAGACCGAAGCAACUAACCUCUCUGCACAGCUUACCAUGCUUCAGAGAGACACUACGGAUUUGACUGCGGAGAAUAAGGAGCUAAAAAUGCGGCUAGAGGCUUUGGAGCAAGAAGCACAGCUUAGAGAAGAUCUAAAUGAGGCAUUGAAGGAAGAACUGCAGCGCCUCAGGGCACAAAGUAGCCGUUUGGGUGCUAUUGCUAGUAACCCUUCUUUUGGUGGGCUAUUCAACCAGUUGGCUUCUCAGUUAGCCAUGCAACAGUUGAACAAUUCUCCUCCUCAGCAGGCACAACAGCAGCCACAGGUUGGCAUGCCUCCCCCUCCCUCAGAUCAACCUUUCAACGGGCCGAACCGCUCGAACUUCAUAGACUUCAAUCAGCAGAAGUAGCUGAUAAUAGCAGCAUGAAUGAUUGGUUACAUGCAAUAUUCAUCACAAGUAACAUCUUGUACUUAUACAUAUAUGUAUAACAGGUGAGACUUGUGAAGGGUAUCAUUGUGCAGUUCAGUCCCCUUAGUUCUAUGUUGUUUAUCUUCUCUAGUUCUAGGAUAGAACCGUGCCCUAUUAUAUUUACUUGCUGCAAUUCUAGGUUAGCACAGCCUUUGAAAUGUAUGUGUUAUAUAGUUCUUGGGGUGCAUGAAUUUAACAUAUAGACGUAGAAAGACUAGUUGAUUAUAGAUGGUGAAUGAAGUAUAUUGAUUAUCUUCUGGAAUUAAAUAGCAUGUAAUAUAUGUUAGAAAGUUCAAGCUGAAAGCAGUUUCUCCUCAUGCCUUAGGUUCUAAGAUUAUGAGUUCACAACUUUUCGUUUUUAAUCCAUCUUGCAUGAUGAGAAUUUUACCAUUGAUUUUAAAGAUUUUUUAUUGAAAAUAUUAAAUGCAUUAAAGUGAUU